AUGCCAGCCCGCACACUCCCUACCAUUCCAGCCGAAGAAGUCCGGUCGCAUAACACUGAGAAGUCCUGCUAUGUUACUAUCGACGAGCGUGUCUUUGAUGUCACCUCCUUCAUCGAGGACCAUCCGGGUGGCGGCGACCUGAUCCUCGAAUACGCUGGCAAGGAUGUAAAGCACAUAAUGAAGGACGAGGUUUCCCACUUACACACCGAAGCCGCCUACGAGAUUCUGGAAGACUCACUGGUCGGCUUCGUCGCCACUGAGCCCGUCCUCAAUGCCGCCACCAAAGCCUCACCCGCCAGCGACGUCGUCCCUUUGCCACCCACCACCAACGGCGUCAGGAAACUACAAAAUGAAGGCGUGUCUACCUCACCCCUCUCUACUCGUCCCGUCUUCGCUACUACCGGCAUGUCCUCCGCCGAAGACCUCUCUAAAGAGACUGAUCUGGGAGCCGACUAUCGCACGCAUAAAUUCCUGGAUCUGAACCGUCCGCUCUUCCCUCAGAUGCUCUUCUCUUCCUUCAGCAAAGAGUUCUAUCUAGAACAAGUACACCGUCCCCGCCACUACAAGGGCGGUGCCUCGGCUCCUCUCUUCGGAAACUUCCUCGAGCCUCUAUCCAAAACGGCCUGGUACGUCGUGCCGUCGAUGUGGUUACCACCCGUCUUCUACGGUACCUAUCUGGGUAUGACACACCUGCCCUCCACCGCCGCCCCAGCCUACUGGCUCCUCGGCCUCUUCCUCUGGACGCUCGUCGAAUACCUGCUACACCGCUUCCUUUUCCACGUCGACCAGUACAUGCCCGACCAUCCGUACGCCCUGACAGUGCAUUUCCUCCUGCACGGCAUCCACCACUACCUCCCCAUGGACCGCUACCGGCUCGUCAUGCCGCCGACCCUCUUCUUCGUCCUCGCUCUUCCCUUCUACAAGCUGGCACACACCGUCUUCUGGUACGACUGGUACGCUGCCGUUACCGUCUUCAGCGGCGGUAUUUUCGGCUACGUCUGCUACGACUGCACGCACUAUUUCCUGCACCACAAGAAGCUGCCCGCCUGGGUGCAGGAGUUGAAGAAGUACCAUCUGGCGCACCACUACCAGAACUUUGAGCUCGGAUUUGGCGUCACCAGCAAAUUUUGGGACUACGUCUGGGGCACGCAGCUGGAGCUUGCGAAGCCGCUGAAGACACAGUGA
Messenger RNA from Cyphellophora europaea CBS 101466, 1185 nucleotides. RefSeq lists its product as uncharacterized. The record is from RefSeq and is a predicted model, not a curated record. Gene Ontology annotation, biological process: fatty acid metabolic process; lipid biosynthetic process. Lineage: Eukaryota; Fungi; Ascomycota; Eurotiomycetes; Chaetothyriales; Cyphellophoraceae. Gene Ontology annotation, cellular component: endoplasmic reticulum; membrane. Gene Ontology annotation, molecular function: heme binding; fatty acid 2-hydroxylase activity; iron ion binding. The coding region runs from base 1 to 1185 and encodes 394 amino acids. The transcript is spliced from 2 exons.